AACUGGCAUAGAAUCAUAACCAAACUUUGAAUGUCUUGUUCUCCAUCCAGUAGUUCUGAAAUCUUUGAUUUUCACCAGGCCUUUGAACCCUUCUUCUCGAAGUUAAGACCAUGACAGACUUACUCUUUUCUGUUUCUGGAUGUGUUUGUGACAGUUGGUCUCGAAAUGUCAGAUAUCUUUUAUUGGGCAAGCAGCACUAGUGAGACAGUUCCAGUGAUUCAGACAGAGAUGGGAAAACUAUUCCGGAGAUUGGUGGCAAUCGUUGUGACUGUCAGCGCUGUCCUGCAGAUGUUUUAUGUGAUAACCAUAUACAGCAUGACGAAACCAAACCGCGCCUUUCCCAUCAGCCGCCCAUCUAAUUACAGUCACAGGUCUUCCUCUCUCAGGCCAAAACACACCAACGUGGCCUUCCUGAAGACACACAAGACCGCCAGCAGCACUAUGCAGAAUCUGCUGCACCGCUUCGCGGAACGUAACAACCUGACGGUGGCGCUGCCCAACGAAGCCUGUGAUUUUUACCAGUUCUGCUACCCUCGCAACUUCAGCGCACACUUCGUACAUGAGCACACGUUGCAGCCAAACAUGAUCACCAGCCACAUGCGCUUCAAUCUCGCCGAGUUGCGACGGCUCAUGCCCAACAAUACCAAAUAUGUCACUAUAUUACGGGAGCCAGGAUCCAUGUUUGAGUCCCUGUUUAGUUAUUAUUACGAGAUCUGUCCGAGUUUUAAACGGGUGCCCAAUGGAUCACUUGAAGCAUUUUUGGACAAUCCUUGGAGGUACUAUCGCCCCGACGAGGACGAGUCGAUGUACGCCCGAAACACACUAACCUUCGACUUGGGCGGGGAUAAGGAUCGCCUGGAGGUGGACUUGGAUGAGUAUGCGCAGGCUUUCGUAGCGGAAAUUGAGCACGUCUUCUCUUUGGUGAUGAUCACGGAGCACUUUGAUGAGUCGCUCGUCCUUUUUCGUCACCUACUCUCCUGGGAUGUUGAGGAUAUUCUCUACGUCAAGCUUAACAUGCGGACACCCAGCUCCAAGCGCAGAUUCUCUCCGGGCAUUCAUGCCAAGGUCCGUGCAUGGAAUGCCCUGGAUGCCCGUCUCUACGACCACUUCAACGCCUCACUGUGGCGCCAGCUAGCUGUCCUGGGCCCGGAACUUGUGGCGCGUGAGGUGAAUCUUCUCCACAAGGCCCAGGAGAGCUUUGUGAAGGACUGCUUUGGCGAUCAGCUUCUACAGCUUCGUUUGGCUGCCCAGAUCAAGAACAACAAGACACGACCUUGGGUACCCGAUAAUGAGGUGGGCAUCCUAGGCUAUGAGUUGCCAACCAACACUAGCCUGCCUCACAACCUCUGUCUAAAACUCAUUAUGCCCGAGCAUCAGUAUUCAGAUGAUCUACUGCUGAUGGCUUCUCAUAGGAAGAGAUGCUCAAAGCCAUCAACAGUUACAAAGUUACAAUAAAAGUGAUAACAACAUUUACACCAUUUUCUUUUGUCAAUUAACAAGCACAUUCCCUUAUACCACCAGUGACCUCUGCUAAGAUUAACCUGUCACUGAAAUUUAAAUCUGGUACUUAUCAGGCAAUAAAAUGCAGGGCCAACCAAAUAAUAAUUUGGUUAUAUAUAUUAACCAGAAAAGCCUAGUUCAGCCAGGCCGCAAUUGAGAGUGAUGAAUGUUGUUGCUCUCCCUGGAUUCAAAACCGGGUCUCCCCCAUGUAAGAGGCUGUGUGUUCAACCACCACACCAUGGAGGUAGUUAGUAUCUACUAACUUACUACUUGGAAUAGUCAUAAGAAUUGAGCAAUUGCCAGCGAGACUGAAGAGGAGCUUUAC
This is a messenger RNA of Esox lucius (northern pike), 1825 nucleotides long. RefSeq names its product galactose-3-O-sulfotransferase 3-like. Bases 166 to 1455 code for a protein of 429 amino acids. Gene Ontology annotation, biological process: glycolipid biosynthetic process. Gene Ontology annotation, molecular function: galactosylceramide sulfotransferase activity. The transcript is spliced from 3 exons. The record is from RefSeq and is a predicted model, not a curated record. Lineage: Eukaryota; Metazoa; Chordata; Actinopteri; Esociformes; Esocidae. Gene Ontology annotation, cellular component: membrane.